Molecule: messenger RNA, 792 nt
Organism: Anopheles aquasalis
Lineage: Eukaryota; Metazoa; Arthropoda; Insecta; Diptera; Culicidae
Source: RefSeq, a predicted model, not a curated record
AUGUCAAAGUGGAGUGUUAUUUUGCUCUUCAUUGGGCUGUUCGUGGUUAGUGAUGGAUCUCCGCUGUCCCAUGAAAGCUCUGAUUCGGGCGAAGUAGAUACAACGGGCUAUUCGUCUUUUACGUUGAAUCUACAAUUAAAAUGCAAAGAAAAUGCUGGCUCCAACGCCGCGUUCUGGGCAGUAAUGGAAUCCGUAGAGAAAACUUCAAUAUGUUUGUCUGAAUUCAAAACAGUAAGCGAGAAUUUAAAAAGAGAUUUCAAUCAGAUGACUAACGAAACACGAACAGCAUUCUUUACCAAAUACUGUUCUGCAGCACGGUCGGCCCUUCCUUGCUUUGAUGAUGUGCAGGCUACUUUGAGAACAUGUCUCAAAGAGCGUGGCUUUAAAAUUCUGAAGGUCGUGUACAACGUUUUUCCGAAAGCCCUGAACUAUGUGUGUAAAAACGAUGGAGAAAUAAUAUACAAACUGAAAGAUCCGACACGCCACGAUUGCCUCACGCAAAAGUUUGAUCAAUUGUCGGAGUGUGCCAGAACGGUCAAGAGGAAUUUGAAUUUCGAUGGGGAUAUUACUGAACUGACGAAGGAUCAAUGCAGCAUACUUACGACCUACAGACAAUGCUUGAAGGACACAAUGGACACUUGUGACUUGUCAGACAUUGUAAGCAUCUAUGAUAUGAUCAUGAAUCCUGUACUGCGCCUGUCGCCUUGUGCCAACAAUACCGAGGAACAAAAGGAUGAAUCCCAUCAGGACAACGCGAAUAAUGAUGUUUUAAACGGAGACGAAAAGGUGUAG